Strongylus vulgaris is the source of this 824-nucleotide messenger RNA. NCBI's taxonomy places the organism in Eukaryota, Metazoa, Nematoda, Chromadorea, Rhabditida, Strongylidae. The record is from the annotation of a GenBank genome assembly.
AUGAUGAUUCAAGUUUACCUAAUCUUAUGGAUAGUGCUGCCACUCUCAGCUCAGAUCCUUGAACUGAAGCCUGGGAAAGUAUUGGGCUUUGACUAUGAGACAAAGAAAGGAGAUAUCGCAGAAGUUUUUCUCAAUAUACCUUACGCAUCUCCACCCGUGAACGAGCUUAGAUUCGAGAAAACAAAGCCUAUAGAACAGUGGAAGGACAUUCGUAAUGGCACAACACUUGGUCCCGCAUGUCUGCCAGUACUACCUGGUGUUGGCUAUGGUGUAGCCCCCACCAGUGAGGAUUGCCUCACCCUCAAUAUAAUCCGACCUAAGAAAAAGCCUCCUCCAUCAGGCUUUGCUGUUCUGUUCUAUGUUCAUGGUGGCGGCUAUCAAUUCGGUUCUGCACACGACUAUGGGUACAAGGGCUUCGCAGACAUUUAUACGCCUCAGGACGUCAUUGUUGUAAUCAUACAGUAUCGCCUCGGAGUUUAUGGAUUCUUUUCUACUGGAGAUGAACGCAUGCCAGGGAAUUUAGGAUUAUUUGAUAUGGCAGAGGCGCUUAAGUUUGUGCACUCCAAUGCUGAUAGAUUUGGAGGCGAUUUAUCUCGAAUAACAGUUUGCGGACAAAGUUCAGGUGGUGCUGCUGCCGGUCAGCUAAUCCUCAGCCCCAUAACCAGAGAUUACGUUUUUGGAUCUAUUGAGAUGUCUGGCUCGCCCUGGGCGGUUUACGCAAUAGGACCAUUUGUGACCGAAACUUCACUUAAGUUAGCGAAGGUAAAAUUGUACAAAGUGUUCAAUAUAAUAAAAAGGCGAACACCAAUUAACCCUAACUAGGU